This is a messenger RNA of Terrapene triunguis (Three-toed box turtle), 1297 nucleotides long. RefSeq names its product zinc finger protein 239-like. Gene Ontology annotation, molecular function: RNA polymerase II cis-regulatory region sequence-specific DNA binding; DNA-binding transcription factor activity, RNA polymerase II-specific. Lineage: Eukaryota; Metazoa; Chordata; Testudines; Emydidae. Gene Ontology annotation, biological process: regulation of transcription by RNA polymerase II. The record is from RefSeq and is a predicted model, not a curated record. The annotation marks the transcript as partial. The transcript has a single exon.
UAAGUGAUGGGGUGGUGAGGGAGAACGAGGAGCAGAAUCCUCACCAGGAAGAUGCUCAGCUAGCCGAAGCGCAUGGGGCAUUACUGCGAAGAUCCAAAGGGGAUGUGUCCAGGCACCAUGAGCCGGGAAAAGCUGGUGAAAGUUACCACAGACCAGAGAGAGAGCAGGGAAACCAUUCAGAGGAGAGAGUGGAUGAACCCAUGAAUUGUCAGGAAACUCAAAAGGACCUCAAGGAAAGUACAUCCCAGGAGAAAAUCCUCAGGGAAAAGAGAGAGAAUACAUGCAGUGAGUGUGGAAAAAACUUCAAUUACCGCUCAGCCCUUAUUCGACAUGAGAUAAUCCAUACGAAAGAGAGACCGUAUGAAUGCUGUGAGUGUGACAAAAGCUUCAAUCAUACCUCAGCCCUUAUUAGACAUCAGCGAAUACACAGAGGAGAGAAACCCUAUGAAUGCUGUGAGUGCGGGAAAAGCUUCACUCAGAGCUCAGACCUUUCUACCCAUCAGAGAAUCCAUACGGGGGAGAGACCCUAUGAAUGCGGUGAGUGCAGGAAAAGCUUCAAUUACCGCUCAGCCCUUCUCUCUCAUCAGAGAAUCCACACAGGAGAGCGACCCUACGAAUGCUGCGAGUGCGGGAAAAGCUUCACUCAGAGAUCAGCCCUUAUCUCUCAUCAGAGAAUCCACACGGGAGAGCGACCCUAUGAAUGCUGCGAGUGUGGUAAAAGCUUCACUCGAAGCUCAAACCUUACUACGCAUCAGAGGAUCCACACAGGAGAGAGACCCUAUGAAUGCAGUGAGUGCGGGAAAAGUUUCACUGACAUCUCCUCCCUUAUCUCUCAUCAGAGAGUCCACACGGGAGAGAAACCCUUUGAAUGCUCUGAGUGUGGGAAAAGCUUCUCUCAGAGCUCAACCCUUAUUACACAUCACAGAAUCCACACAGGACAGAGACCCUAUGAAUGCUGUGAGUGUGGGAAAAGCUUCACUCAGAGCUCAGGCCUUAUCUAUCAUCAGAGAAUCCAUAGAGGAGUUAAACUUCAUAAAAACCUUCUCUAGAACUGUCAGAAGAUUUUUUUUCUUUUAUUCUUUUGACAGUUCCCAGGUAGUGACUGUUACGGCUGUUUUGCAUCUUUUGCACACUGUAGUCCCUCAGCUCCCACACAGGAGUUGCCCACUUUUGAAGCCUGCCCUUCUUUGGGGUGGAUCCUAUGGUCCUUUCUAUCAACUCCAUUGUCCUGCGAGUCAUGGGAGUGUGUGUCCUUUCUACCAGGAAUGUCCAUCACCCCUGAUGGGGGAAAUAAGGG